UCUCACGGAAGGGCCUUUCCUCCCCCAGGGAACCAUGGCAGAGAAGAUCCUGGUGACCGGCGGAGCUGGCUACAUCGGCAGUCACUGUGUGCUGGAGCUGGUGGAGGCUGGCUAUGUCCCUGUGGUCAUAGACAACUUCCACAACGCCAUCCGAGGGGCAGACGCGCUCCCCGAGAGCCUCCGGCGUGUGCAGCAGAUCGUGCGCCAGCCCAUCCUUUUCCAGGAGCUGGACAUCACCGACGAGGCAGCGCUGCAGGAGCUCUUCAGUAAGCACCAUUUCUCAGCCGUGAUGCACUUUGCGGGGCUGAAGGCAGUGGGGGAGUCGGUGCAGAAGCCCCUGGAGUACUACAGGGUGAACCUCACCGGGACCAUCCAGCUGCUGGAGACCAUGAGGGCCCACGGCGUGAGGAACAUCGUGUUCAGCAGCUCCGCCACCGUCUACGGGGACCCCAAAUACCUGCCCCUGGAUGAAAACCACCCGGUUGGAGGCUGCACCAAUCCCUACGGCAAAUCCAAGUACUUUAUUGAGGAGAUGAUUCGAGAUCUCUGCAAAGCAGAAAGGGACUGGAAUGCCGUUCUCCUCCGCUAUUUCAACCCCAUCGGUGCCCACGAGUCUGGGAUGAUCGGAGAAGAUCCUCAGGGGAUCCCAAACAACCUCAUGCCCUACGUGGCGCAGGUGGCGGUGGGGCGCCGGGAAUUCCUGAACGUCUUCGGGAAUGACUACACGACGGACGACGGAACGGGCGUCAGGGAUUACAUCCACGUCGUGGAUUUGGCCAAGGGCCAUAUCGCUGCUUUGAAGAAGCUCAAGGAGAACUGUGGCUGCAAGAUUUACAACCUGGGCACAGGCACCGGCUACUCCGUCCUGCAGAUGGUCCGGGCCAUGGAGAAAGCCUCAGGGAGGGAGAUCAAGUACAAGAUCACGGGCCGGCGGGAGGGAGACGUGGCCUCCUGCUACGCCAACCCGGCGCUGGCCGAGCGCGAGCUGGGCUGGAAAGCUGCCUUUGGCCUGGACAAGAUGUGCGAGGACCUGUGGCGGUGGCAGCUGCAGAAUCCCACAGGCUUCAGCAAGAACUGAGCUGUGGCCCGAGGGCUCUCCUGGCUGCUGUGGGCUGCUCCAGGACCAGCCCCCCCCGGGGCUGUCAUCAUCCUGGCUGCAGUUCCAGCUCCCCCUCCUGCCUCUUGCAUGGGGGCAGGAAGGCAGGAGCACCCCCCCAGUCUCUCUCCGCUCCUCAUCCUCAUUCCUCCAGGUCCUUUGCAUCUCAUAGAGCAGAAACCCAAGGAAGAACAGAGCCAGGGCCCAGCUUCGGCACCCAGGGCACAAAACCACCUCGUGGGAAUGCAGAGGGGCUGGUGCUGGCCCCAGCAGGGAGGGGGUGCUCGGCUGGGCCCUCCCUCUGCCCUGGCAGGUGGCCACAUCCAGCACUAAAACACACAAGUCCUGCCGAGCCCAAACUGCUGAGGAACCCACCCAUUCCCCGGGGCACCCGCUGCCCCCUGCCCUGGGCUACUGAGCCCCUACCUCACAGCCCCAGGAACCCCCCACGGGGACCAGACCCAUCCCAAGCCCACCACGGCUCAUUUCCCCAGGGCCAAGGCCCCGAUGCCUGCCAGGGGCUUUCCCCUCCCUCAACACACCUUCUCCCCUGCCCCCCAGGGCAGUUCUGGGGACCAAGCCUCAUCUCCCCCGCGCUCCUGUGCCAGCCCUGGGCACGGCCGGCUCUGCCUGGCUGCUGUUAGAUGUGGCUGGUGCCUGGUUUGCCUUCAUCGCCUGUGGCAGCCACUUCCAUCAUCACGGUGCCAAAGGCUGCCCAGCUCUGCUGUCAAAUACUGGUCCUAUUUAUUACUGGCAGCUCUUAACGGCCUCGUUAGGCAGCGAUGACGCAGUCAGCCCUGUUUGCUGUCAGUGAGAUUAAUAACUUAUGCUACUAAAUUAUGAAUUGAGCUUUUGAUUUGUUUUUAAAUAAACUUUCUUACUUUCUAA
Molecule: messenger RNA, 1984 nt
Organism: Athene cunicularia (burrowing owl)
Lineage: Eukaryota; Metazoa; Chordata; Aves; Strigiformes; Strigidae
Gene: GALE
Product: UDP-galactose-4-epimerase
Exons: 10
Coding region: 35-1078 (347 amino acids)
Biological process (GO): beta-D-galactose catabolic process via UDP-galactose, Leloir pathway
Cellular component (GO): cytosol
Molecular function (GO): UDP-glucose 4-epimerase activity
Source: RefSeq, a predicted model, not a curated record